Molecule: messenger RNA, 993 nt
Organism: Arctia plantaginis
Lineage: Eukaryota; Metazoa; Arthropoda; Insecta; Lepidoptera; Erebidae
Source: the annotation of a GenBank genome assembly
AUGGCUUUGAAAUCAUUUGUAUCUAUGAUAUUAAAACCUAUGAAUUUAUCAUCUUUUAGUCCUAAAUUACGUUAUUUAUCAUUUAAGGCGCAGUGUUAUAAUUUUGUUAGUUUGGCUCUACAUUCGAAUAGGAAAUUACUAAAUAAAUCGAACAUAGGUCCCGAAACAGGGUUUGACGAAUCUAAAGCAAAACUCAUAUUAUCACUAAAUUUUAAAUCUGCUGAAGAUGCCUUACCAUUCUAUAAAUUGCCAAUGAAGACAUUGAUUCACAUAUAUCAAACUAACAAAAAUGACGAAGCUAAAGGAUUUUGUAUUAAUAGGUUAUAUUAUAUUUCUUCUCGAAUUAAGGUACCAUCAGAAGUGUUAAGUGAAAAAUUAGUAAAGAGAUCUUUUGUGUAUAGCUUAUCCUUUGAAUGGAUAAAGAGAGCAUUAGAUGUGUUGCUAGAAAUGGGUGUGUCUGGUGAAGGUAUACUGCGUGACUUGUGGGUGCUGAAAUAUCAUCAUGAAACAAUUCGUAACAGACUGCAAAUUGUUAAGAACAAUGGUGUUGAAAUUUUACAUCCCUGGAUGGUUAGAUGUUCGGAGGAAAUAUUAAAUAGAUUUUUAAGUAUAUCUCAAGAAACAAAGGAUAUUUUAGGUGAAACUAAAUCAACAAAGAUUUAUUUAGCAAAUCGUUUAAACACUUCAGUUGAAGCUAUUGAAACAAUGUGUAUGAGAAUGCCAGCACUAAAGACCAUAAGAGUCACAAAAGUAAAAAAAUUUUUGGACUUUUUAAUAAAUGAGGGGUUUCCAGUUGAAGAUAUAGCUAAUAAACCUAGAGUUUUAUCUGCCUCUCAGAAAACUGUUGAAGAAAGGAUAGAAAAAUUACGAAAAUUAGGAAUAAGCCAAAUUAAUUUAAAUGUACUUUGCAGAAGUAAAAAAGGUUUCAAAAGGUACUGUGAUUCCAUACAGUCAAUUAAAGAAAAUGAGAAUGAUGGUUUGUCAUCAGUAUGA